AAGUUAUUAUUUUGAUGGUAAUAACCAAAAACAAUUAACAAACCCCUUUUCUCCUUGUUUAGUUUGUGAGUGACCGACGAUCCAACUUCUCUCCUGAGUCCUGAUCUGGAUUGCCAUCAUGGAUGUCCCUAGCUCCUGGGACGCCCUCAGAAAACAGGCUCGGAAACUUGAAGCGCAGCUGGAUGAGCAGAUGAAUUCAUACCGCAAACUGGUUGCUACAAAAGUUGAAACAACAGAUAACAAUCUUGAGUCUGGAAUAGAACAACUAUUAAAGCAACUUGAUCUUGUUAACAAUCAGAUGCGAGCAUGGGUGUCAUCUGGAGGCUCCGAGAUGGUUUCUCACACCUUAACCAGACACCAAGAGAUCCUUCAAGAUUUAACUCAGGAGUUUUAUCGGCUUCGGUCCAGCCUUAGAGCUAAGCAAGAACACGCUUCACUGCUACAAGACUUCAGGGAAUUUGAUCGUAGCAGGCUAGACUUAGAAGAAGGAGGAAAUUCAGUGGAGCAAUCUCUGCUAAAGGAGCAUGCAACUAUCAGCAGGAACACAGGGCAGAUGGAUUCUGUUAUUUCUCAAGCACAAUCUACCCUUGGCACACUAGUACUCCAGCGUUCAACUUUUGGGGGCAUCAAUUCAAAGAUCAGUAAUGUUAGCAGCCGUCUUCCAACGGUGAAUCAAAUUCUUGCCUCUAUAAAGAGGAAAAGGUCGAUGGACACUAUUAUACUGUCACUAGUCGCAUCUGUAUGCACAUUCCUCAUAUUCAUAUACUGGCUGACCAAGUAGGGCAACAUGAUUGAAUAUUCUUUGUGGAGACUCGGGGGAUUUCUUCCUGCUUUGUCAUCUGGAGCUACUGUUCACAAUUUCUUGCUUUAUCCCAUGGAAGAUCCUCUUUAUCUUCCACUUAGCUAGCAUCUGCGAAUUGUGGGGACAGGAAAAGCAAAAAUGCAUGCCAUGAGGACCAAGAAUGAAGUUAAUGAGAUUGAUAACAGCAUAUGUUGGGGUCAUUUGUUGUUUCCUUUCAUGUAAAGUCAGUAUAGUAAGUUGUGUGAACUUGUGUUGGUAUAGAAUUGUACCUUUUCUUAAUACUGUAUAAUUUGUGUAUGCUAUGGGUAACCAACUGCAUACAUAAUUAAGGAACCUUGCAAGUCAAAAGGUCGUUCUAUUCUUCCUUACGUUGAAAGGUCAAUAGCUAUAUACUUGUGCAUGUGUAAUUUUUGACGAGAUAUGCUUAGGCAGUUAAUUACAAUGAGAUUAAAAACUCGUGUACGUUUAUUUUAACAGCAGCUGAUUUGGUGUAAUAUGCUUGUAAGAUAGAAUUUUCCUGAA
This is a messenger RNA of Chenopodium quinoa (quinoa), 1324 nucleotides long. RefSeq names its product Golgi SNAP receptor complex member 1-1-like. The record is from RefSeq and is a predicted model, not a curated record. The transcript is spliced from 5 exons. Bases 119 to 781 code for a protein of 220 amino acids. NCBI's taxonomy places the organism in Eukaryota, Viridiplantae, Streptophyta, Magnoliopsida, Caryophyllales, Amaranthaceae. Gene Ontology annotation, molecular function: SNAP receptor activity. Gene Ontology annotation, biological process: vesicle fusion; endoplasmic reticulum to Golgi vesicle-mediated transport. Gene Ontology annotation, cellular component: SNARE complex; cis-Golgi network; Golgi membrane.